Molecule: messenger RNA, 1563 nt
Organism: Aplysia californica (California sea hare)
Lineage: Eukaryota; Metazoa; Mollusca; Gastropoda; Aplysiida; Aplysiidae
Product: bis(5'-nucleosyl)-tetraphosphatase PrpE [asymmetrical]
Biological process (GO): polyphosphate catabolic process
Cellular component (GO): cytoplasm
Molecular function (GO): phosphatase activity; endopolyphosphatase activity
Source: RefSeq, a predicted model, not a curated record
UUCACCAUGGCUGCUGUGACCUUCAAUUCAAUCUCGCUGCUACAAGAGUUUUACUCAUGGUUAUUUCCCCCUCCAAACAUCCCAAAGUAUGGAGUGCCCUUGCCUCCAGAGCCACAUCGGGUCAUCGAUGCACAGGAAGUUGGGGACCGACCUUUUCUCAUUGUCGGAGAUAUUCAUGCAUGUUGUGACGAAUUUAAGGACUUGGUAACGGAGGCAAAGCGAAGAGCUGGGUUUGAGGACAUUUUUAUUGUUUGUGUUGGUGACAUGUUGAAUAAGGGACCCAAAAACCAAGAAACUAUACAAUUUUUACGAGACCUUUCCGCUAAAGGACAAUUGGCUGCAGUCAGAGGUAAUCAUGAAGAAAGUAUCCUUAGGGAAUAUAUGUCGAAGACGAGAGAUAAAGAAUAUUCUUUACCAGAAAGGUAUCAAUAUUUGAAUGAUUUCUCUGAGGAAGAUUUUGACUUCUUGCUGAAGUUGCCGUACACACUAAGGAUUCCAAAGAUAAAUGCUCUGGUUGUCCAUGCGGGGGUUGUCCCGAACGUUGAUCUGGCUAGGCAGAAGUACAUAGAUCUCAGUCACAUGAGGAACCUCAUCUACUCUUACCACGUCUGGGGCUCCAGUGUGCGUGGUAACAGCAAAUGUGACAUCGGCGUUGGCUGGGCUACCAUGUGGUCAGGGCCGCAACACGUGUACUUCGGCCAUGAUGCGCGUCGCAGUGUGCAGGAUCUUCCUCACGCCACAGGUUUGGACUCUGGUUGUCUGUACGGUAAACAACUGACGGGAGUGAUCAUCGACGCUUCUCUCAGACGACAGUUUGUGAGCGUAGAUGCUAAACAAGUAUACAGUCCACCAUAAGGACAAAAUUUAAGUGUAUCUCUUGUGUAGUGCUUUGUUAACUCUUUAACCAUGCAAUUCAAAAUCAUGUUUCCGUGUAAUUUUUUCGUGUUUGUGGAAAUGCAACCCAACAUCUGGUUUUAAAAAAAGCUUGUUUGGAGUCAAACCGAUCAACAAAGUAUCACCUAUACGUAGAAUUUAUUUAUCUUUGACUUCGAAAAUCAAACUAAAGGCUUGUUAUAGCUCGUACAUUUUCUUAUAUAUUUGGUCCAUAAUAAAUAACUUUUUAUUGGAUGGUGGUACCAUUCUGUCAUGGUUACGGACUUCAACUACCGGACGCUGCCACCGUCCAGACAUGGUUAAAAAGUUAAAUGUCAUUUGGUGAAGGCUACUGUAGUUCCAGCCUCAGUAAACUUGUUUUACUGUCUUGUUAUAAUAUGUAUGAAAUGAAACACAACUGUGAUAAUAAUCAGAACUGUAUUUCUUUUACCUUGCUUACUCUUGUUGAAUUGAGCAACGAAAAUGAACAAUCAUUUAAGAAAUUAAGAAAGAUGGACGUUUACUUGCAAUAAUACCUCUAUCAUUCCAUGUGAAUAAUUUUGAAGACAAGGACCAAAAGUUUUAUUCUGUGUGGAUUAUAAUAUUUUGCAAACUAAGAUACUAUCAUUUUCCACGCUCAUUAGAUUGAUUAAUUAAUUUUUUUUCAAUGUCAAACAAUAGAACUUUACA